AUGGCCGUGAUGAUGUCGUUCGUGUCGGUCGCGGCAUCAAUAUUGUACACGCCGUUUUUAUUGUUAAUUUUGUGUAUAAUUUUCUUGGCGUCAAUCGGAAAAUCAUUGGGAGUGCGGCGGCUCUAUGUCAAUAUUCUGCUGAAACUAUUCGAGUAUGGGAGGCAACACAUCGAAGUGGCGAAGAAGCUGCAAAGGAACGACAGCUCCGACGAGGACGAUCUACCACCGACUCCCGAGGAUAAACCGCCUUCAGCGCUGAUCAAGGAGAAUGGAGUCAACGGGUGCACGAAGACAUCAGUGAUAGAGCGGCAAGAGAUCCUCGGGCCUUCGCCAGAGCUGAACUACAAGCGGAGCAAGAGUCAGGAGAGGUUGCAGAACGGACACACGAAUGAGCAGGCCAAGCCUGAGAAUAGCCUAGAAGUCCACCUCUACCAUUGCCUAGACCUGGCGAAGGCCGGCAUGGAGUCAAUCAUCGAGGAUCAGGUCACAUCGGUCUUCGAGGCCGAGGAGUUGAGGAGCUGGAACCUUCUCACCAGGACGAAUAGACAGUACGAGUUCUUAACGUGGCGGCUUACGAUAAUAUGGGCUAUGGGAUUCAUAGUUCGUUAUUUCUUCCUUCUGCCCUUGAGGAUUCUUGUCUUCUUCAUUGGCGUCCUCAUAACGAUAGCGAUAACGUUCCUAAUCGGAAUGUUGCCCGCCGGAAAAUUCCGACGACGCCUCGGCGCUGUGGUGUAUAAGGUUGUCAACCGGAUUCUAAUCCGCGGCGUGUCGUGUCUCGUCAACUUCCACGACACACAGUACAUGCCGAAGCCGAACAGUUUCUGUGUUGCCAACCACACGAGCCCGAUAGACGCUAACGUUCUCAGUACGAACACGUGCUUCGCUCUGGUGUGGUGGCUGAUUGUGAGUACGGCGAUCAUAGGCACCCUGCCGGACGGUCCGUUCAAGCAGCGCGUGAACAACGGGAUGUCGCUGAUGUGUUUCAACUUUUUGUCGCGCUGCAUCAGCGCCGUGAUCACCUACCACAACGGGGAUCAGUAUAAGCCCAAAAGUGGUAUUUGCGUCGCGAACCACACCAGCCCCAUAGACGUCUUGGUGCUGAUGUGCGACAGCUGUUAUUCGUUGAUCGGUCAGCGACACGGCGGAUUCCUAGGGCUCUUGCAGCGGGCGCUCGCUCGGGCCUCGCCUCACAUCUGGUUCGAGAGGUCCGAAGUUAAGGAUAGGCACGCGGUGGCUAAAAGGUUAAAAGAGCACAUCUCGGUGCCGGACAAUCCGCCGAUCCUCAUAUUCCCAGAAGGGACGUGCAUCAACAACACAUCGGUGAUGCAGUUUAAGAAGGGCAGCUUCGAAGUCGGUGGCACAAUUUAUCCGGUCGCGAUAAAAUACGACCCGCGCUUCGGCGACGCGUUCUGGAACAGCACCAGGUACGGAAUGCUGCACUACCUCCUCAACAUGAUGAGCUCGUGGGCGAUCGUGUGCGACGUGUGGUACCUGCCGGCCAUGACCCGACGCGCCGACGAGAGCGCUGUGGACUUCGCGAACCGAGUGAAAGCGGCCAUUGCGAGACAGGGUGGGCUGGUGGAUUUGCAGUGGGACGGUCAAUUAAAACGGAUGAAAGCGAAAAAGGAAUGGCGAGAGUUGCAACAGGAGGAGUUCAGUAAGCGAUUAAAAGGAGAGUAG
Leptosia nina is the source of this 1680-nucleotide messenger RNA. NCBI's taxonomy places the organism in Eukaryota, Metazoa, Arthropoda, Insecta, Lepidoptera, Pieridae. The record is from the annotation of a GenBank genome assembly.